Molecule: messenger RNA, 537 nt
Organism: Entrophospora sp. SA101
Lineage: Eukaryota; Fungi; Glomeromycota; Glomeromycetes; Entrophosporales; Entrophosporaceae
Source: the annotation of a GenBank genome assembly
AUGGUUAAAAUAAAAUUUUUUAGAUGGUUUUUAAAGAAAAGAAAUAAAAGAGGAAACAAAAAAAUUUCCAAAAGAAUUAGAAAACAAUUAAAAAACCAACAAAAACAACAAAAGUUACAAAUAUUAAGACAAAAACGAUUAUUAAAACAACUAAAUCUAAACAGAAAUCCAUCAUACAACGCCAAAUAUGACAUAUUUCCUUCAAAUUACCCAAAUGAUUCAAAUCCUUCCAAUAUCAACAGCUCUAUUAACAACAAUAAUAAUUCAAACCAUAAUCAACAUAAUCAAUAUGAACAAAGUAGGUUGAUACAACAACACGAACCAAAUAAUCAACAUUUAUAUUAUUUAAUUGGACCAAACAAUAAUAAUGUAAAUCAUACUAGCAAUCAUUAUAAUAAUAAUAAUUCGAGAAGCAUCAAUAAUAAUGGUUUUGACAACGAUUUUGAAAAUAAUCACAAUUCCGAAAAUAAUUAUGAUCGCAAUUUUGAAAACAAUUAUGAUCGCACACCAAUACCCCAAUCACCAACAACAAUUUAA